Molecule: messenger RNA, 7614 nt
Organism: Vitis vinifera (wine grape)
Lineage: Eukaryota; Viridiplantae; Streptophyta; Magnoliopsida; Vitales; Vitaceae
Product: U11/U12 small nuclear ribonucleoprotein 48 kDa protein
Exons: 5
Coding region: 68-2245 (725 amino acids)
Source: RefSeq, a predicted model, not a curated record
CUCCUUUAUCAGAGACUCUCAACAGUGUCGAGUUCUCAGUGAGUCGACUCACUGACCAGCGGACACCAUGAACCCUCCACCUCCAUCUCUCAGGCACCAUUCAUUCACUUUCCUCCCCCAAAACCCUAAUACUAACAUGUUGAACACGGUAACUCCAAACCCUGAUCUCACCAGCACCCUCUCUGCCCUCAAAGCCCUAAUCCACCAAUCCGAAGCCGCCGUAACCUCCCCCCACAACCUCCUCCACCAUUGCUCAGCCGCUCUCAGCCCGUGCCCCUUCGACCCACGCCACCGCAUGCCGCCGGAGUUCCUCUUCCGGCACCACCUCCGAUGCCCUUCAUCACAUUUUCCUCCUCUCGACCCCUCCAUUCUCCAAUCCCUUCGCUACCCCAGAACCCUCCAAUCCCAAAGCCCAAAUUCCUUUCUGCAACCCCUUCGUGACUCCAAUUCCGAACUCUGCUUCUCCCUGGACCAGUUCGGGGAUUUCGGAUCGAAUUUCUUCUACCGGGAUUGCCCUGGAGUGGUGGAGCUCGAUCGCCUUCAUAGGACUUUGACUCUUCCUGGAUUAUUAUCAGUUGAAUGUGCAAAUUUUGUUGGUGUUGGCGAUGAUGGAAGAAUUGGAGGGGCUUCUAGGGAGUGUGUUAGGCUUCUUCCAUCAGAGCUGUGGGAAUUUAGAAGGGAAAUUGGGCUGUGGAAUGAUUUCCCGAGUUCGUAUUCCUACGCUGUUCUUCGGGUGGUUUUGUGUGCGGAAAUGGUCAAAGAGGGUGAUUUCUUGAAGUGGGUGAUCGCAAAUUCGCCUUGGUAUGGUGUUGUGAUUGAUGUGGCUAUGAGGGACCAUAUAUUUGUGCUGUUUAGGCUUGUUUUGAAAGCAAUUGUAAGGGAAGCGAUUUCUUGGGAUGUGAAGGGGAAAGGUUUGGAGAUGAAUUCAAAAACUAUGAGUUUAGAGUGUCCCAAUUUGGUUCAAGCAAUGAUGUGGUUAGCUUCUCAAAUCUCUGUUUUGUAUGGUGAAGCGAAUGGGAAGUUCUUUGCUAUAAACAUGCUUAAGCAAUGCCUAUUCAAUGUGGCAUCAGGGUUGGUGUUGUUUGCAUUGGAGGAAAAUGUGAGUGUAUCCCCUGCUUCAAAACAAGUUUCUGGGAAUGUCGAUGCCGAUGUCAAUAAUAUCAGGAAUGCUAAACUUGAGCCACCUCAAAUGGGCACAGAGUAUGAUGAAAGGGCAAUUUUCGUGUCCCAAGUAGCAGCGGCAGUUGCAGCAUUGCAUGAAAGGUCCUUACUGGAACAAAAGAUCAAGAGUUUGCGACUUUCUCAGCCAAUUCCAAGAUAUCAGCUGAUGGCUGAGCAUGCUUGUUUGACAGCAAGAGCUGAUGAAGAACGUAAAAACAAUCCCAACUAUAAACCUAUACUCGAACAUGAUGGGCUUCUUUGGCAGCGAUCACGUAACCAGGAAUCGAGUAAGACUAGGACAAGAGAAGAGCUAUUGGCUGAAGAAAGGGAUUACAAACGCCGAAGAAUGUCAUAUCGUGGCAAGAAGUUGAAGCAAACAACAACAGAGGUGAUGAGGGAUAUAAUAGAAGAAUACAUGGAGGAAAUCAAGCAGGCUGGAGGGAUUGGAUGCUCUGUGAAAGGAGCUGAAGAGGGAAAUGUACCUCCAUCCAAACUACUUUCUUCUCAUGAUUCAUCAACAGACACUUAUGAGCUGGAAAAAAUUAUGCACACUUCAUCUGAAUCAAGAGGAGGCUCACAAGAUCUCAGGAAAGAAUUACCUUCUGAUUAUAAAGUCAGAUCUACAAGAUCUGAUGAUUCUUAUUCUGAUGAUCAUGAGCAGCAUAGAAGAGUAUCACAUGGGUAUGAUGGGAAUCUGGAAUAUCAUAAAAAAAGCUUCAGUAGGGAUAAACAUGAUAGGGAAUACAAUCCCAGAAGCUCAGAAAGGAACAGAAGUGAUGGGCGGUCACAUGAGCAGACUAGGCAUAGGAGCAAGCGAGGUGAUGCUGAAGUGACUAGGGUCAAGCAACAUGAACUAUCUUCCAGCAUGCCCAAAUAUCGAGAUAAUAGAGCAUUUUCAUCUGUAUCAAAACGUGUGAAUGAUUCCACCAUGGAAAGAGAUGAUAGAAGAUCAGAAGCUAAAGAUAGAUGGCAGAGGAAAUCAUAUGGAAACAAUUUAUCAGAAUCAAUGGUCCAAAACUCAUUUGAUGAUAGGUACGAUCCUUCAUCAUUUGAUGAUAUACUUGAGAAUGAUAUUUCCUCUUGAAGCAAGUGCGUCAAGCCAGACGAAUUAUAUAGAUGAAAUGGCAUUGCGAAUUUCAAUUACUGGCUGAAUGACUAACCAGCAAAAAGAACAUUAAACCCUCAGUAGUUCUUUCACAAUUUUGGUAAGAAGCAUUCAGGCUUCAGCAGUUUUAUCUACAUCUGUAUCCUUCUUUGUAUCCUCAACUGUUUUACUUUGUUUGUUCAUGCAAACUUUGUCAUCUUGUUAAUAGUUGUUUGUUCUUUUACUCCUUUCCACUCUUGGGAAAUCAUAACAAUAGACUUCAAUCAGCCUUUCUGAACAUGAAUAUCUCUCCCUUUAUUUUAACCAAGGAUUUAAAAAGUUGCUUGCACUUGCCUUGAGGCUUCUAAAAUUACAUAAUGGUUUUGUUAUCAUGAGGCAAGGCAUAGUGAAAGGUGCACCUCUUAUACCUUUUCUGGUGAACCUCAUUAAGCACUUGAUGUGACUCAAUCGCCAACUUUUUUUUCUUUUUAACUUUUAAGGUGAGCUGCUACUUUUUCUUUCAUUAUUUGGCUGCAUUUAAUAAUUUUGUGACCAUGUUGUUUUAUAUUUUUGUUGUAUCUAAGCAUUUUCUGCUUGUUGGUAUUGUCAUACAUAUUUUUCAAUGGAGACAUGUUGAUAGUUUUUCUUCAUGUAAAUAUGCUAUUAAUUGCUAGGAUCACAAUGGUUAGUUUCAUUAUUUAUUGCUGGAAAUUUGUUAGAAAGUGUAGAUAACACCUGCUGUAGCAACUGGACACCUGAUCUGGUCCCUUUUUGUUGAUGAGGCAAAUGGGCCAUGGCACAUGACCCACAGAGCUAGCCAACUCAUAAAUAGAAUGUGCCACAUUGAGUCAUGGAUGCCAUGUGGUAAAACCAAUACCAGACUAGAGGCUGACAGAGUGCAGGAUGACAGUGUGGGGUGAUGCAUAGGGGCUGAGGUACCACAUAGGAUGCAAGAGUAGGGGGGCACAACUGGUAAAGAAUGGGUCCAUUUGCAACUUUGUUCUGUUGUAAACAUUUAAGUAUUUGUCUCGAAGUUAUUGAAGGUCCAUGUACAUUAAGUUAAUCAAUGUAAAUAAGAAGAAAAAACACUUGAUUUAAUUUCAAUAAAAAUGCUUGGAAAAAUAAUGUCCGAGUAAAUUAAUUUCUCAUUUCCAGUUUUAGCUAAAGAACAAUUAAUCGGAUCAACCAACAAAAAUUUACCUUCUAACAAGGAUGGUUCAAGAUCUUUUUGUCCAUAAAUCUUCAUAAGGUUUACCAUCAUACAAACAUUAGACGCUUACAAAGAAUGCUUCAUGUUUGAAGCACUUUCUACGAAGAAAUCAAGGUUCUUAGUCUUUGCCACACUGGAUUCAUAGAAAGUUGACUAGGCAUGUUCCUAGAGGUACUUUAGUUUUCAUAGAUGGAGUCAAAUCUCUUGCCACCUGAGCCAGAAAAUUGGGCAUGUGUUUUAUGAAUCUUCAUUCCUUUUUCACUCUCCUGUUUGAACUCAUCAUUUCUUGAAUUCACUAUAUUGCCAUUGGUAAAGCAUGAGCUUGCAUUGGCCCCAUCAUUUUUUUACAUGCUUCUAGACACAGGAUGCAUGUGGUGCUCCAUGGCUUUGGUUGCAUGAUUUUAUCUCUUCGACCCAACUCAGUUGUAGUCAUGGUUGCCAAUUUGUACAAACUCAUGCUUGCCUAUGUCCCACACUCUUGUUGGAUUAUAACUGUUAUUUGGAAGUUUAUACAGCUUCCUACUCUCUGGGAUGUGUCGUUUCUCAUUCUUUUAUCUAUCUACCAAGCUCUGGUCAUAUUUCUUGGAUGCUGUCUGCAUUUAUCAGUGCUGCCUGUUGAAAAGUGGUUAUGUUUGUGUGUGCCCAGAGUCUUCCAAAAAUGUUAUAUUCAAUGGGUAGUUUUAUAUGGUCAAGGUUGCUUGUGCCUGAGAGCAAGUUGCCUCCUGGAUCCUUUAGUCAUACAUCCACACUAUGGCAUUCUUGUGCUCCUAGGUUUCAGCACAGGCGUCAGCCUUUAGACCUGAACCAUUUGCAGGUAGGGUUUCCUACCUUGAGGGAAUCGAACUUUGGCUUGGCCCUAAUUCCUAUGUGCUAUUAUUGUUUGGUACUUGUAUGAGGUCAAGGUUACCCCACUCCACUAAGCAGCACUUGUGGUGCCUACUCAGGCCUGUGGUAGGAUUCAGGGAGCCUAGAGUACCUUAGGGAUUGGGCCUAAUAUUCAUAGGUGAGCAGCCAUCAUAAAGUCUACCUUAAGAAAAUUUCUUGGAUGGUUUCAGGAUCCUUAAUGGCAGCUGUAGUAAGCAUGAUGGUAUUCCACACCUAUAGCAGGAGUGAGCAAACUUCUACUUUGGUGGAAUGAUGAGUGAAUUCUAUUGUGAUAUAUCAUAAUAUCUAUGGAUCAUAAAUUGGCCAAAUUUGGUGUCAACUCAAGUCAAACUACCAAAUGUCCAAAUUGAGUAUGACAUAUUUUGCAACUUAGUAGUGUUGAGGGUUCUUUGUCUUUCCCUUUUUUUUUUCCUCCCCAAUAAGAACAAGAACUUACUGUGGGAAGAGCAAAAACAAUGACAUUACUUAAAGCUCAUAGUCAAUAAUCAUCUUAAUACCUUCCAAUUUUAACAUUACUAACAAGGCAUCCCGUCCAUGAUCUCUAACAAGCAAUCCCCUAAAUGCAAAGUUGACUUGGGAUUCCCAAAGCUCAACCAUUAAAACUCUGCUUGAAGAUAUCAUGAGGAGUAGACUAAGGGCAAAUAGUAUCCUUUUUCCUCUGGUUUGGCAAGUAGCUUUCCAAUCCAAACAAUAAGAGACUCAGUGCAAUGCUGAGAUAUCUGUUGGUUGUCAACACCUAAAAGCAUGUGAAAAGUGAAUUUUGCCCAUAACUCUUCAAGGACCCAAUACUGUCCUAAAGAAUUCUUGCAUUUCAGUCCAACAAUUGCACCCAAAUAGCAAGGAUCACAUACACAUGACACCUCUUUUCCCUCCUGCAAAAACCCUCAAAUGAAAUGAUCAACAUGCUACUGAUAGCCUCAGGAGUUGCCCAAAGGAGUCCAGCGAAAGAGAAAACCUUAUGCAACAGCUCAUAAUCAAGAAGGUAAUGGAGAAAAAAUGGUCAACUGAUUGCCCACCAGCAAUGCACUGAACGCAUCCCUUAACUGAUAGUUUGUUAGGCCUUAGAAUUUUAAGCAAAUUAUUGGGAUUAACUUUUUGUUGUUAGCCUUGCCAAGGGUUUGACUGUUGGAGGAGCCUUUGACUUCCAAAUAAAUUUUGCAGAAGGGAAAAUGGUCAUGUUAUCACUCUUAGUGAGGAAGCUAAAGGAAGAGCUAGACGAGACAGUGUAUCUGGAUUCAAGAAUACUCAUUGUGAUGCAUGUCAUUGGGAUUGAACUUUUUGUGUCACACCAGACAUGCCAAGAGUUUGACUCUUUUUUUUUCCCCUCAGGGGAAGGGAGAUUUGAGAGGGAGGGGUAACUACUAGCCUGUCCAUUGGCCUGUUCUUGAAUUAUAUUGGAUAGUCACAGGGUCUCCAAAUAAACUUUGUAGAAUGGAAAUGGUUAUCACUCUUGGAGCUUAGAGAAAGAGCUAGAAGAAAAGAUGUCCAUUCUAUCUAGAUUCCAUGAAUGCAUGUUAAAGAGUGGAGAAAUUGGCACUUCAGCUUUGUCAUUAAACGGUACAUACCGAGUGGGGAGCAAAAAAACUUCUCAAUUGUCCUUAAUUGAGAUGAAGGAGAAGGACAGCUAGAAAGAAGCCCUAAGCUUUCAUUCUAUGAUCAUCUUGGAUGUACAGGGUAUUAAGCUUGCCUGGGGUUUUAGGCUGCCCUGGGUCCCUACACCAUCAGUGGUACUGUGGAUAGGUUUCAGGAGCCAAUAAUCACUAGAAAAUGAAACUGUAAUCCACUUUUGGGGAUGGAUCAGAAUGAAGAAUUACUCUUAUUUGUGCAACCAUUGCCAAUAUUCGUACUUUUAUCUCCUAGGUUCAGAAUCUCAGUGAAAGGUAGGUGUGGACUGUGUGGCCUUGGAAAGCCUUAGAGGAUUUUCAUUGGUGCAUACAUGACAGCAAGAAAGAACAUUUGGUACUCACUACAAAGAACUAAGUAGAAUUAGAGUUGCAACCUUGUAGCUAAGAUGAAGGCAGGUGACAAAAUGGUUAUGGUGAGUUGUUUGGGAAUUUCAAUCCGAAUGGCAUUAUAUUGUAGUGUUGAAGUAUGGAAAGAAUCCUAGUGAAUGGGACUGCGGCUUAUAACUUUACUCAUGGACCAUUUUCAGCAUAAGUGAACAACAAUGCUUUUCAUCUAUGUCUACUAAGCUUGAUCUACCUCAUUUGAUAUGGAAAAAGAAAAUACACAAAAUAUUGAAGUCUGACUAUUUGAAAUGCCAGUUUUGCUCCAAGGUAAGAAACCCAAUGGAAGUACUCAAAACUCAAGAAGGAUAGCAGUGAUGGAGGUAUGAUGAUCUGCUAUACCUUGCUUGUAAGACCAUAAAUAAUGUAACAUUUGUCACGUCCCUAGCUAUGUCUACAUAAUGACUGCAUGCCUAUGCUUUAUUGACGAUAUAUUGUCUACUAGUAAUACUUAUCAAAAUAAAAUUAUAUAUAUUGUCUACUAUUAAUAAUGAUUUUUAACUGUGCAUGGCACGGAUAUAAUAAAAAAGUAAAUGCAUUCUUGAACCGUUUGUGUUGGUUUUGGAAGCUGAAAUCUUCCCCUUUUUGAAUUUACAUCCUCUGUAAUCCUAAGACAUUUAUUGGUGUAUGGUAUAAGAGAUUCUUUUUCUGAUCUGAAUUCUCUUAUUCCUCAUCUUGGUGCUCGUAGAUUGCAACAACUUCUGCCACUUUUGCUCGAGAAACCAAGAAGCUGGUGGGUCUCCGGUCAUGCCAUGGCUUUGGUAUCUUCAUCUCUGCUCUCUGUCACAAUACAGAUGUAAGUAGGGCUUAAAUGGGCAAUAUUUAGCUUCUUCUCACAAAUUACACAAAUGGAGGAAACAGGCUUUCUUAUAUUUUCCAGGUAUGGGAACAAUGUUUUAGUGGAAUAAGUUGAUUAGAUUUUCUUAGUUAACAAAGAAUAGGUUCGUAUUUGUAGCAUUUUUCUCUUUCUGAUGAAGGUUGUUGGGGUAGGAAGAGAAUGAAACCAACCAACCUUCAACAAGUUUGAUCUUGCCUUUUUUUCAUUACUAAUCUCUACACACUAAACUCAGAAGAAAUCAUCUGAUUUUGAUGAAUUUUUGGCACUCUCUUGAGAAGCAACUUUGCUUGGUAAACCUUUUUACAUUGAGGGGAUGUUUGGAACCUUGAAGAUUGAUUUUAGGAAUGGACAUAGGAAUCAAAAGUUUAUUGUUGUGGAAUCCAAAUUCCAUUUUUACUUGGAUUUUUAUUUUUUAUUCCUCUUUUCUUCA